Maniola jurtina (meadow brown) is the source of this 2615-nucleotide messenger RNA. RefSeq names its product S1 RNA-binding domain-containing protein 1. The transcript has 12 exons. NCBI's taxonomy places the organism in Eukaryota, Metazoa, Arthropoda, Insecta, Lepidoptera, Nymphalidae. Gene Ontology annotation, molecular function: structural constituent of ribosome; mRNA binding. The coding region runs from base 75 to 2498 and encodes 807 amino acids. The record is from RefSeq and is a predicted model, not a curated record. Gene Ontology annotation, biological process: nucleobase-containing compound metabolic process; translation.
UCAAAAAUUCGACAACAAAACGAACUGUGUUGUUGCUUGUAGUGUAUUUUAGAUAAUUUUUGCAGAAAAUAAACAUGGAAAAGCCAGAGAAAAAAACGAGGAAAAGAAAAAUUGUAGAACUGAGUGAUACCGACAAACCAGCGCCUAAACGAAGGCUUGCUAUGAAAUUAGUGGAUUCAGGAGAGACAUCUGGUACCCAGUCCAAACCUAAAAAGAAUAUAGUCAAAAAGAGCGAAACAAAAAAGAGAACAGUUAAAAAGGAACCAAAAACCGAAUCCGAAAAUGAUUUGGAGAAUUGUAAUGCUGGGCAAGACACGCAAAAUGAUGAGUAUAAUAAUUACUUGAAUGAAGCAGACAUGCUAUCCUAUUUUGAAAAAAUACCGCCCUAUCUAGCUCGAAAGUUUAUUAGUCUACUGUCUGAUGGCUGCACAUUACCGUUUAUAGCCAGAUAUAGGAAGGAAGCCGUGGAUCAUUUGAUGCCUGAUAGACUUCAAGAGCUAUAUGAUAGCUACCAAAAUGUCAUCCAAUUAAAAAAAAAAGUUAAAUCUGUUCUGGAAACAUUGAAGAAAUCAAAUAAGUUGACACCAGAAAUUGAACAGAGUAUUUUAAAUGCAAAAAAUUUAUCAGAAGUGGAUUUAGUGUACAGUCCAUUAAAGUCUCACUCCUUAUCAUUGGCUGAGAGAGCCCGUAACUUAGGCUUAGAGCCUCAUGCAAUAAGUGCAUUGAACGGAGGUUAUGUGGACCUAAACAAACUAUGUGAUGGUACAGAUGAGCUGUCCAGCUUUGAUAAAGUUGAAACUCAUGUGACACAUAUUGUAGCAGAUAUUAUUUAUAAGGACACAAGAGUCCUUCAACAAAUGAGGACUUUAAAAGAAGAAACCAGAUUCAUUCUACAAAGUAGCAGAACAAAAAGUUCUACAAAAGAAAAAAAAGAGAGUGAUAAUAAAAAACCUGAUUCAAAAACAGAUCCAGAAACUUACAAGUUGUAUUUUGACUGGAAAUGUCCAGUUAACUUUGUGAAAUGUUAUCAGACAUUAGCUGUUAACAGGGGUGAAGAUGAAAAGAUACUUUCUGUGAAAGUUGUUAUACCUGAUUGGUUUUAUAAUAAACUUGAAAGGUAUUGCCUUACUCUUUGGAAAAGUGGUCACUGGGUACGUAAGGGUCUCGGUGACGCGUACAAUCGCCUCAUUAAACCCUGGCUGUCUAGAAAAGUCCGAUCCGACCUAACUAAUGCCGCUCAAAAGGAGGCAGUCAAAACAUUUACUGCUAACUUGGAGAAAUACUUGCUCACAGAACCAAUAAAGAAUAGAAAGAUAGCCGGCUUGGAUCCUGGAUUCAAAGCUGGGUGUAAGGUUGGUAUUAUAGACACUACUGGUGCAAAAUUAGAUGCCUGCAACAUUUAUCCAAACUUCCAUAACAAUAAUGAUCCUGCAGCUAGCCAAUUGAUUAAUCUACUAAUGAAACACAGGGUGGAACUCAUCGGCCUGGGCAACGGCACCGCGUGUCGACAAACUGAAACGUGGCUAAAGAAGCAUCACAUAUCAGACAACAUUCCAAUCAUUAUCGUACCUGAACAGGGCGCGUCCAUUUAUUCUAUUAGUAAAGAAGCUCAAAAGGAACAUCCAAAUAUGGAUCCUAAUUUAAUAUCAGCUUUAUCGAUUGCCAGAAGAGUAUUGGAUCCUCUGGGAGAACUCAUAAAGGUAGAUCCGAAAAAUUUAGGCGUAGGCCUUUAUCAACACGACAUUCCGCCAAAAAUGUUGGAAACCGCCCUUGAUGGUACUGUGGAAAAAGUUGUCAGUCUAGUGGGAGUCGACCUUAACACAGCAUCUCAGGCCAUGUUAAGGCGGAUAUCAGGACUAAACGAAGGCAGAGCCAAGAAGAUUAUAGCGUAUCGUCAAAACAAUGGUGGGUUUAAGUCCAGAGCGGAGAUAUUGAAAGUGCCGGGCAUAGGAAAGAUCACGUAUCAGCAAUGCGCCGGCUUCCUCAAAGUGUUGGGCGGCUCCGAGCCUCUGGAUACUACUAUUAUACAUCCGGAGAGCUAUGCUGUUGCUAAAUCCUUCGCCAAAAAGAUCGGCGUUAACAUAAAAGAGUUGACGCAACCACAUUUUCCUCAGCAAGUCGAAAUGAAAACGUCAAAUAUCGACAAUUUUUCUAUGAGCAAGAAUUUAGAUACUGAUGUCAGUACUGUAGAGCUAAUAAUAAACGCGUUCAAACAAAAAGCGUAUGAAGAUAACAUGAUUACCUUCUGUCGACCUGUCUACUCUAUGACGGUGCAAGCUAGCGAGCAGUUGGAAAAGGGAAUGUCAUUGACAGGUGUUGUACGGAACGUAGUCCCAUUCGGCUGUUUCGUCGAUUGCGGCGUGGGCGACAACGGCCUCAUACAUACAAGCAAUAUGGGCAACGCUAAUCUGAAGCUGGGCGAUCGGGUCGCCGUUACUAUCAUUACCACACCUAGACCAAAGAAACUACAAUUGAAACUGGACAAAAUACUUAACUGAUAUUGUUAUUGUGCUGUGAUUUUGACUAGUAAGUGUAAUUUUUUAUGAAAUUUUGUUGAUUUUAGUGAUAUUAAUUGAUAAGUUAUGGUUACCUUGACAAUAAAUGUGAUUGGAUAA